AUGCCAGGGCCAGCUGGUCUGGAUGGUUCUCGUGGAACAAAAGGACCAUCAGGUACACCCGGCGUGCAAGGGUUUGUUGGACUGAUUGGGCAACCUGGACCACCUGGACCUCAGGGAAAAACUGGACUUGCUGGUGCCAAAGGUCAAGUGGGUGAUGCAGGCAUUCCCGGAUUUAAAGGAGAACAUGGAAGUAAAGGAGAAGCUGGACAAUAUGGAAUUCAAGGAGAGAUGGGUUCAAUGGGAGAGGAAGGUAAACGGGGCCCAAGAGGUGAUCCAGGUUCCAUGGGACCACCUGGCUCUCCAGGAGAAAGAGGAGCCCCAGGUAUUCGUGGUUUCCCAGGUGCUGAUGGUUUACCUGGACAUAAGGGUGCCCAAGGUGAUCGUGGCAUAGGAGGCACUUCAGGAGGUAAAGGCGCUUUGGGUGAUCUUGGUCGGCCAGGUGAACCAGGGCUUCCAGGUGCAAGGGGUCUGAGUGGUGUUGCUGGAGCCCAUGGACCAGAUGGAAAAAUUGGACCUCAGGGAGCAGCUGGAGAUGAUGGUAGUCCUGGACCUGCUGGGUCCAGCGGAGGUAGAGGCUCAUCAGGGAUAAUGGGUCUGCCUGGUCCAAAAGGCUUCAGUGGGGAUCCAGGAAAAACAGGAGAGGCUGGAACACCAGGAGGACCAGGACAAAGAGGUCCCAAUGGAAAAGAUGGAGAGGAGGGGGCUGCAGGACCCCAUGGACCACCUGGUCCUGCUGGAAAAAGAGGUGAACAGGGAGCUCCUGGUCUCAUAGGCUUUCAGGGCUUACCUGGAUCCUUAGGACCACCUGGAGAGCCAGGGAAGCCAGGUGAUGAAGGACUUAGUGGAGAAAUGGGACCUGUUGGUCAGAUUGGUCCAAGAGUAAGUUUAUACUAA
Trichomycterus rosablanca is the source of this 894-nucleotide messenger RNA. RefSeq names its product collagen alpha-2(V) chain-like. Gene Ontology annotation, cellular component: extracellular matrix. The coding region runs from base 1 to 894 and encodes 297 amino acids. The transcript has 14 exons. The record is from RefSeq and is a predicted model, not a curated record. NCBI's taxonomy places the organism in Eukaryota, Metazoa, Chordata, Actinopteri, Siluriformes, Trichomycteridae.